AGUGACGUCGCCGGAAAAACGUAACGCAGUUUUUUUAAACAUCAGCAAUGGCUGCGUUGGAGACAGUGCCGAAGGAUCUAAGGCAUUUGCGAGCUUGUCUUCUUUGUUCACUGGUUAAGACCAUAGAUCAAUUUGAGUAUGACGGUUGUGAUAACUGCGAUGCCUAUCUACAAAUGAAGGGAAAUCGAGAGAUGGUGUAUGACUGCACCAGUUCUUCUUUUGAUGGGAUUAUAGCAAUGAUGAGUCCUGAAGACAGCUGGGUCUCUAAGUGGCAGCGAAUCAGUAAUUUUAAGCCAGGUAUCUAUGCAGUAUCAGUGACUGGACGGUUACCCCAGGGUAUUGUGAGGGAACUGAAAAGUCGAGGUGUUAUCUACAAAUCAAGAGACACUGCUAUCAAAUCUUAAUGACCUCAUUGUGCAUCCUGUCUAAUCUCUACAAUUGGGAUUCCCCUUCCAUUUCUGACUGGAAACAUUUGUAUCAAUCUCAACUGAUAUAUAUAUUUUGAUAUAUUGGUGUGGUGUAGCAUAUAAGUCUGUUAUGUUUGUAGUCAUAGUCCAAAGAGAUUAAUUGGAGAAUCUAAAUUCCGCAAACAUGGCUCACCUUGGUUAAGGUAAGCAUUUAUCUACAAGGUAAAGGAUCACUAAGCCUAAUGUGACUGUUUUGUGAAAUUUAGAAUAAAGUACUGCUAGAUACAAAACAAAUGUCAGUGCAAAUUUAGAUACUUUAAUGUGAAAUACUUUUUUUGAAAGGAGGACAAAUGGUAUUGAAACACUUUUUUUAGAACCAAUAGAAUGGCUAAUAUUAACUUCAGAUGUUAAAAGUGUGUUGGUGUCUUCUCAAGCAAUUCUUGAGGAUUGAUGCUUGCUUACCUGUACACUAGUUCAUGUGCUCCAUCAACGGGGAUGAUGCAAGGAAAAAUGGAAUGUAUGGUGGGGAAAGGACCAAGGGUGAUGUGGGCAUAUCAGUGAAUGGGACUGAUCAACAUGAUAGUUGGACCAGGGUCACUAGUUGGGGUUAGUCUUGUCAUAUGGUAUUGCUUGUCAGAAUUCAGCAUGUAUGGCACUAGACUGAAUUCUGAGAGUAUAGCCUUUUUGGUGGGAGGGUUGGGAUUGCUGGUUUUAAUUGGAAAGUAGGCUUGGCAGUGUUGUAGCAGAAGAAAUGCAAUAGCUUGUCGGGGAUGGCCUUAAUGUUGAAGUGGCAAUAACCUUGGUUGGGGUGGAAUUCUUGGAUGGUUGUGUAUGUGUUAGGAUUGGGUUUAAAUGAGUGACAUUUUUAUUUUUUUUCCAGUGCCUGGGUAGCCCAGAGUGUUUCUAGGGUGGAUAAUCCCAAAGGUAGUUAAGUAUUGACCUAAUUGAAUCUUCAGCAACAACCUACAAGAUGAUCUGCCAGGCUAGACUCCACAUUUAGUCAUCCCUGAAAAGCCUGCUUUUGUAAGUGUUCUAUGAUGCUAGAGACCCCACAAGUGUUUGGACAUUAGAGAAGUGACAUCCAGAUGAUGUCAUAAUGAUACCACAAGUGACUGGUUGUGAUGGCAUUUGAAAUGCAAGGAAUAGAAAUUGCUGAUUUUAAAUACAGCUUGCAUAAAAUCUCCAUUUUUCAAUCAGUUGAUUUUUAUUGCAAGUUGCACAGAAACAUGGUGCAAUGCUAUUUAAUUUCCUGGCUAGAAUAGUCCAUUAUGGUAGUUGUGCCCUUCAGAACCUAUCCAGUUUUGCUAGAGUUAGUGCUCCAAACAACUCUUGGUGAUGGACAUAUAUAUUUUUUCCAAUGGGAGAAUAUUCUGUGUCUCUGUUAUUGUCGGUGUUUCUUCUAAGAAAUUUGAUGUCAAGCAGUGCUGAUUUAUUGACUGGGUGAAACUUAGAUGAUUGCAGCUAUUUAACCAGACUAAGGUGAAAAAGUGAGAAAGUGCCAAUUGGGUUGUGUUGUGGAAAACAACUCAUUUGACUGUUGUACUGGUAAGCACAAAAUAUUUAUUAAUCUACCAUCUACCAUUGUGUUGGGUCAUGAGGCGGAAAAAAACUCAAAUGACAAAAGGUUCCUAACUAAUAUGCAAUUUAAAGCAUUCCAUAUUAUGUGGUCUUUAAUAAACAUUUUUACUUCAAACUCUCAA
Molecule: messenger RNA, 2107 nt
Organism: Hypanus sabinus (Atlantic stingray)
Lineage: Eukaryota; Metazoa; Chordata; Chondrichthyes; Myliobatiformes; Dasyatidae
Gene: supt4h1
Product: SPT4 homolog, DSIF elongation factor subunit
Exons: 5
Coding region: 48-404 (118 amino acids)
Biological process (GO): mRNA processing; regulation of transcription elongation by RNA polymerase II; positive regulation of DNA-templated transcription, elongation
Cellular component (GO): nucleus; DSIF complex
Molecular function (GO): RNA polymerase II complex binding; zinc ion binding
Source: RefSeq, a predicted model, not a curated record